AUGUAAUGAUUAAUUUAUACAAUUAAUCGUGUGUAUAAUUAAUAAAUAAAUAAUUAAUUAAUUGUAGAUAACUAUGGAAGACAAAGUUGAAAAAAUGGAGCAAAGUGAGGAGAGUGAAGAUUCAAUGGACGAGGAUGUUGAUGCUGUAGAAGAGGAGGAAGAGGAAGACGAAGGAAUCGAAACUGAAGAAAAUAAAGAGAGUGAAGUUUAUUUACCAGGGAAACCUUUAGAUAAUGAUGAACAUUUAGUUGUUGAUGAAUCGGCUUAUAGAAUGCUACAUAGUGCUCAAACUGGAGCUCCCUGUUUGAGUUUCGACGUUAUUCAGGAUGAUCUUGGAUCAGGACGUGAAGUUUAUCCUUUGUCAAUGUAUUUGUUAGCAGGAACUCAGGCUGCUAAAACACAUUUGAAUAGUUUGCUGGUAUUGAAAAUAACAAAUUUAACUGGAACAAAUGAAAAUAAAGACGAUGAUGAGAGUGAAUCCGAGGAUGAGGACGAGGAUGCUGAGAAUGGCCCUAAGAUGAGUGUGGCCUCGAUAAAACACCAGGGAUGUGUCAACAGAGUCAGAUGUACCCAGUUUUCAGGCGCGACGUUUGCUGCGAGUUGGAGUGAGCUUGGAAGAGUUAAUUUGUGGAAUUUAGACGAACAGCUGAAAGCAUUAGAGAGUCCAGCCACAUUGUCGGCUUACAAUAAAAGAGCUGAGAAAUUAACUGAAAGCCCGAAGCCUUUUUUCACAUUUAAAGGACAUUUAUCUGAAGGGUACGGGCUUGACUGGUGUUCUACGGAACCUGGUGUUCUAGCUUCCGGAGACUGCAAAGGGAAUAUUCAUCUCUGGAAGCCAGGAAACGCCACUUGGAAUGUUGACCAGAGACCUUAUAAUUCUCAUGCUCCUCACAGUGUUGAAGAUAUUCAAUGGUCGCCAAGUGAGAAAAAUGUUUUAGCUUCUUGUUCUGUAGAUAAAAGCAUCAAAAUUUGGGACACAAGAGUAAAUCCACAAUCAGCAUGUAUGUUAACGGCAUCAGAUGCUCACACAGCUGAUGUAAACGUCAUUUCAUGGAAUAAAAAAGAAAGCUGUUUCAUUGUAUCUGGAGGAGAUGAUGGUGCGGUAAAAAUUUGGGAUUUACGACAAUUUUCAAAUAAAUCCGAGGCCGCUACUCCUGUGGCGACAUUUAAACAACACUUGACAGCAGUCACAACUGUCGAGUGGCAUCCAGACGAAUCUGCAGUCUUUGCAUCCGGUGGUGCAGAUGACCAAAUUGAUCAAUGGGAUCUAUCGGUGGAAUCAGACUCAGCCGCUGGUGAGAGCGAAUUGCCGAAUUUACCACCACAGUUAAUGUUUAUCCAUCAAGGUCAAUCGGAUGUCAAAGAAUUGCACUGGCACCCUCAGUGUCCCGGCACUCUGAUAUCGACAGCCGCUUCCGGCUUCAACAUUUUCCGGACGAUUAGUGUUUAA
Messenger RNA from Cotesia congregata, 1450 nucleotides. The record is from the annotation of a GenBank genome assembly. Lineage: Eukaryota; Metazoa; Arthropoda; Insecta; Hymenoptera; Braconidae.